This is a messenger RNA of Epithele typhae, 1506 nucleotides long. RefSeq names its product cofactor-independent phosphoglycerate mutase. Gene Ontology annotation, biological process: glucose catabolic process. The transcript has 8 exons. Bases 1 to 1506 code for a protein of 501 amino acids. Gene Ontology annotation, cellular component: cytoplasm. The record is from RefSeq and is a predicted model, not a curated record. Gene Ontology annotation, molecular function: manganese ion binding. Lineage: Eukaryota; Fungi; Basidiomycota; Agaricomycetes; Polyporales; Epitheliaceae.
AUGGUCGACAUCAAGAACAAAGUCUGCCUCAUCGUCCACGAUGGCUGGGGCAUCGCGCCCGAGAAGGGCAUGAAAGGCGACGCCAUCGACGCUGGUACUACGACCAACAUGGACACCAUCGCCGCUGACCACAGUGUCCGCAAGCUCGCCGCCCAUGGUCUCGCUGUCGGUCUCAGUGACGGCCUUAUGGGCAACUCCGAAGUUGGACACCUCAACAUCGGUGCUGGACGCAUUGUCUGGCAGGAUAUCGUCCGCAUUGAUGUCUCCAUCAAGAAGCGCCAGUUCCACAAGAACGAGGUCAUCCUCGAGAGCUUUGAGCAUGCCAAGCAGGGAAACGGCCGUCUCCAUCUCCUCGGCCUCAUCUCUGACGGCGGCGUCCACUCCCACAUCACACACCUCUACGCCCUCCUCGAGGCCGCGAAGGAGGUCGGCCUCAAGGAGGUCUACAUCCACUUCUUCGGCGAUGGACGCGACACUGCGCCGAGGUCCGCUGCCGGCUACAUGAAGGAUCUCUUGGCGUUCAUCGACAAGGAGAAGUUCGGUGCCGUCGCCACUAUCGUGGGCCGGUACUAUGCCAUGGAUCGUGACAAGCGGUGGGAGCGUAUCAAGAUCGCGGUCGACGGUCUCGUCCAGGGCAAGGGCGAUGUAUGUGAGGACCCUGUGAAGGCGAUCGAGGAGAAGUAUGCGAAGGAUGAGACGGACGAAUUCUUGAAGCCCAUCAUCGUCAACGGUGACGCGGGCAGGAUUAAAGACGGCGACACCCUCUUCUUCUUCAACUACCGCUCGGACCGUAUGCGCGAAAUCGCGUCCCACAUCACCACCAUGUCGCGGUACAACUCUGAGUUCCCGUUCAAAGUCGCGUUCCCUCCUCAGGCGAUGACCAACGUUCUCGCCGAGUGGUUGGCGAAGCAAGGCGUGAAGCAGGCGCACUCGCUGACAGAGAAGUACGCCCACGUGACGUUCUUCUUCAACGGCGGGGUCGAGAAGCAGUUCGAGGACGAGGAACGGCACAUGAUCCCAUCGCCCAAGGUCGCGACGUACGACAAGGAGCCCAAGAUGUCUGUCAAGAGCGUGGCGGAGAAGGUCGCCGAGGUCGUCAAGGCGGGCACGCACGAGUUCGUGAUGUGCAACUUCGCACCCCCGGACAUGGUCGGCCACACGGGUGUGUACGACGCGGCGGUGGAGGCGAUCGGCUUCACGGACGAGGCGGUGGGGAUCGUGUACAAGGCGUGCGAGGAGGCGGGCUACAUCCUUCUCGUCACCGCCGACCACGGGAACGCGGAGCAGAUGGUGAACCCGGAGACGGGCGCACCUCACACGGCGCACACGACGAACCCGGUGCCGUUCAUCAUGACGGGGGACCCGAAGGUGCUGUCGUUCGCGGAAGAUAAGAAGGACGGGGAAGAGGAGGAGGGCGCUCUGUGCGACGUCGCGCGACGGUGCUGGAUAUCAUGGGGCUCCCGAAGCCGGAAGAUGACGGGGCGCUCGCUGCUCGCGAAGGCUUGA